AUGGGUCGCAAACCCAACCAGCUCAUCCUCGAGUUCUUCAUUCGGGGCCAAAAGCUCGAAGAUGCCAGCAACCGCUAUCAACAUACGUGCAAGGCAUGCGGCGAAAAGUUUCCCAAAGGUCGCAUCGACAGUCUCACCAAUCACCUAGUAAAGAAAUGCACCGCAAUUCCGUUGCGGGACCGACAACGCGUCUUGUUGCGACUUCACGAGCUUCCAGACCUCGCCGACGGAGACCAAAACAAGGACCCGAAUGCUGCAGGACAGAACAAGGGAAAGCCCGGUGAGGUUUCCUUUACCACGCGCCAGAACUUCGACGGUUUGAAUGUGCUGGCCGAAGCGUCGCGACAGGUGGGUGCUUCCGACCAGUCGAAGCGGGGGGCUCCUGCGUUUCCCCAGUCCGUCACUGUUGGUGGAAAGACUGUGGUCGUUGACCCUGCGCUUGAGGCAGAGGGUUUUCAGGGCCAUCCUACACAGUCUGACCAGAUGGACGAGGACGUCAAGAUUCCGGUCUCUCCCAACACCCCUACAGACGCUACGGCUAUUCCCUCACUUCCUCCUACCGGUUCACUUGAUCCUUCGUCAGCAUCGCCUCCCCUGCCUGAGACAUCUAUGACUCCCGACCCUACCGCCGCUUCUCGGCAGUCGCAGCUGUCUAUGAUCGCCGCAUCUGCUAGUGAAAUGGUACCUCACGGCCUCCCGUUGGAUCAUGAUCCUAGCUCUGGACUUUCUGACGGUUUGUCUAAGAUGAGUUCUGCAUGGAACCAACAGCUCUCAACUCAAGAACAAUUGCUGUUCGACAGCCUCCAGGAGCAUGAUCCGACGCUGACCGCAGCGACGCAACGCGCCGCCUCCUUUCCUCGCCCCAUCGCGAUGAACCCCGCCUCCCAAACCAAGGGCUUUGUGAACGAGUUUGGCAAUUCGACCAAGCCGGCUAAACCCAAGGUCCGUGGUCGGUUCUCCGCAGCGAGACGUCGAGAGGUUCAAGAAGUGAGGAAACGAGGCGCGUGUAUACGCUGCCGUAUGCUCAAAAAGCCCUGCUCCGGCGACAGCCCGUGUACCACCUGCGCCAGCGUCGAAAGCGCGCGUUUGUGGAAACACCCAUGUAUUCGCACCCGAAUCGCGGAUGAGUUCGAACUGUUCAAUGCUAAUUUGCACGCAACCCUGGCUUUUCAUGACGUCGGCAGUAUUCGAAAUCAGGUCAAAUUUGACGUCUUUGCUGGCCGUAUCGAGGUCACUCAUUUCGAAGAGAGCUUGAUUUUUGUCACUCUUGCUGGACAACAGGGCCACAAGACUUCAACGUCAACGCUCGACCCCCAGCUCCAGGGGCUUGGGGACGAUCCGCAGUUUCAGGGACCCCUUCAGGAGGUUUACUUGCUAGACAGCGAUAUGGAAGAUAUUCCCGGCAAGGUUGAGUUGUACAUCAAGAAGACUGGAUCAAUGUUCUACGAGCGCGAGGCUUCCGACAUCAUGAGACCAACAUUAAUGCUAGCGGCAGAGUUGGCCGCACAGAAGAAGGAUUUGUUGUUAGAACGAGUGUUGGAGCUGUGGGUUGCCACCCAUAUUCUGGUUGAUGUCGACACGCACUGGAAGACUUUCAGCAACCCGUCCUUACCACCGGCUUCCUACUCCUUCGCGCAGCCUACUGAUGACGGGCGUAUUCCGAUCGACGAAAUCACCAAUCCCGAGUCAUACGCGCUGUUGUGCGGCCAGUUGCGCGCAGCUACCGAGAAGCGUGCCGCGGCGCUGAGCAAGUCAGUAAUGAAUGACUUGGAAAGGAGGCUCCUCCAGCGCCAGCAAAGCGGCUGGUUCGAGACCUUCCUGGUUUCUCUGAUUCUCUUGAACUGCGUGGAGAGAACGUGCUGGCUGUUCCGGUCUUGGGAUGAUGAGAACUUCACGCAGCGGUGGCCCCUUGAAAAGCGGCCCCAGUCCUACGCGGCGCAAGGCGACCGCUUCUCGGAUAUCCUACACAUGCUGUUGAAGAUGCGGAGUCUGCCACCCAAGGCGAAACCACUGCCGGACAGCGGGGUCCUCGAGGCUGUGGAGGGAAGUGAUGAAAACGCCAUCCGCUGGUUCGACAUGAUCAAGGUCACCCCACUUUACCUAGAGCAGCGCCAAACUGCAGGGUUCGACCCGACUGAUUGCCGGUCCUUCGACCUCCGUUAUGGAUCGAAGUUGCUGCCAACUGUCUAUGCGUGA
This is a messenger RNA of Aspergillus mulundensis, 2196 nucleotides long. RefSeq lists its product as uncharacterized. Gene Ontology annotation, molecular function: DNA-binding transcription factor activity, RNA polymerase II-specific; zinc ion binding. The record is from RefSeq and is a predicted model, not a curated record. Lineage: Eukaryota; Fungi; Ascomycota; Eurotiomycetes; Eurotiales; Aspergillaceae. Gene Ontology annotation, biological process: regulation of DNA-templated transcription. The coding region runs from base 1 to 2196 and encodes 731 amino acids. The transcript is spliced from 6 exons.